AUCAUAGUCUAUGUGAAGUAUGUCACUACUAGUAACUACUACUACUAGUGACUAGAGUCUAGAUCUAGAUCUAUGUGACACUAUGUCACACACUAGACUAUGUGGUGAUCUGAUAAUUCAUGUUGGAGUAUUUCUUUUGAAUUCUAAGACAGCAGCCAUAAGAAAGAAGUUGUAAGCACACUAUACUUCUUAGUACCGGUACUCAACUAGUAAACUGCUGUUUUUAUAACAAAAGUUAAAUUUGAAAAGAAAAUGGGCAUUUUGGAAAAGAUUCAAGAAAUAGAGAGAGAAAUUUCUAGAACUCAAAAAAAUAAAGCCACUGAAUAUCAUUUGGGGCUUUUAAAAGCCAAGAUAGCAAAACUGAGGCAACAGUUACUGGAACCAACUGGAAAAACAGGACAAAAGGGAGAAGGUUUUGAUGUUAUGAAAUCUGGAGAUGCCAGAGUUGCACUUAUUGGAUUCCCUUCUGUGGGCAAGUCUACACUAUUGAACACCAUGACCUCCACACAUAGUGAAUCAGCUUCCUAUGAGUUUACAACAUUGACAUGUAUUCCAGGUGUCAUUGAGUACAAUGGUGCUAAUAUACAACUUCUUGAUCUUCCUGGUAUCAUUGAAGGAGCUGCGCAAGGUAAAGGCAGAGGUCGUCAGGUCAUUGCUGUAGCGCGCACUGCUGAUCUAAUUAUUAUAAUGUUGGAUGCUACUAAGGGAGAUAUCCAAAGAGAAUUACUUGAAAAAGAAUUGGAACAGGUUGGAAUAAGAUUGAAUACAAGAAAACCAAAUAUUUAUUUUAAGCAAAAAAAGGGUGGAGGUAUCUCCUUUAAUUCUAUGGUGCCAUUGACAAAAACGAAUGAAAAAAUGGUUCAGUUAAUUCUCCAUGAAUACAAAAUAUUUAAUGCUGAAGUUUUAUUUCGAGAAGACUGCACCUCUGACCAGUUCGUGGAUGUCAUUCUUGGUAACAGAGUCUAUAUGCCUUGUUUAUAUGUAUACAAUAAAAUAGAUCAGAUCUCUAUAGAGGAAGUAGAUAGGUUGGCAAGACAACCUCAUACUGUUGUUGUAAGUUGCAACCUGAAGAUGAACCUAGACAAUUUAUUAGAAGAAAUGUGGGAGCAUCUCGCAUUAUUACGUGUUUAUACUAAAAAAAGAGGGCAGAGACCUGACUUUGAAGAUGGACUGAUUUUAAGAAGAGGUGCCACUGUAGAACAUGUUUGCCAUGUCAUACACAGAUCUAUAGCUGAAACAUUCAAAUAUGCUUUAGUAUGGGGUCAAAGUGUUAAGUACAGCCCUCAAAGGGUCGGUCUAACUCAUUUCAUGGCUGAUGAAGAUGUCAUUCAAAUUGUGAAAAAGUGAUUUUAUUUGUUUAAAAAGAUUCUGCCAUUUUCUUGCAUUAAACCCUUGUCUUCUUUCUUUUUACUUAAUUGACUACUUUUGAGUUGAUCAAGAGCAUUAUUUAUGAAUAUAGUGUCUCCUUGUGUCAAGUUUGAGUUCAAUAAACUUCAGUAGCACAUAUACAAAAAUUCAAAUGUUCCUCUAGUUUUAAAUCAGAUGACAAGGGAAAAAAAACAGUAGCUCUUAAGUUUGUGAGACACUCAAAUUGUGAACAUUGAAAUGAAAUCUAAAAGAAUAAAUUAGAACUUCGUAAAUACAACCAUUUGAAAGUAGCUGUUGUUUAAAUGUUAAGGGCAGGAAUAUUAUUGCUUUCCUCAUGUCUGCAACUUAAAACAGAAAUGUUCCCACUAACACUAUAAACAGCAUGUUCCACAUUGAGGCAUCAAAAGAAACAAAAACCAAGGUGUCUAAAGAUUUUAUUGACAUGUUUACUUGUGUAUGUUAACAGUCACAAUCAAUAAGAUUGUUUCUAAGUCACUAUGUGUUGAGAAAUAAAAGUACAGAUGUACUUGCCUUA
Biomphalaria glabrata is the source of this 1903-nucleotide messenger RNA. RefSeq names its product developmentally-regulated GTP-binding protein 2-like. The transcript is spliced from 15 exons. Gene Ontology annotation, molecular function: GTPase activity; GTP binding. Gene Ontology annotation, cellular component: cytoplasm. Bases 253 to 1347 code for a protein of 364 amino acids. Gene Ontology annotation, biological process: cytoplasmic translation. The record is from RefSeq and is a predicted model, not a curated record. Lineage: Eukaryota; Metazoa; Mollusca; Gastropoda; Planorbidae.